AUGAAGUCCUAUUGGGUCAUUCUUUUGUUUACCUGUUUUGGUAGAGACUUGGCUGCUCGCAACUGCCUGGUGGGUGAUCAACACACCAUCAAAGUGGCUGACUUCGGUUUGGCGCGUUACAUGCAACUCCACGAGGACACUUACACUGCCCGCAAUGGCGCCAAAUUCCCCAUCAAAUGGACUGCUCCCGAAGGCCUUGCGUAUUUCAGAUUCUCUUCCAAGUCAGAUGUUUGGGCUUUUGGGGUUGUUCUCUGGGAGUUGGCAACCUACGGUCUUUCACCAUACCCCGGUGUUGAGUUGCACGGUGUCUAUCAGCUACUGGAGAAGGGUUAUCGAAUGCAGCGGCCGCACGGCUGUCCUGAAUCGGUCUACAGUAUUAUGCUUCGAUGCUGGUCUUGGGAGGCAGCUGAUCGCCCAACAUUUGCUGAGAUCAAAGCGGAAUUGGAGGAAAUGUGGCGCACUAUUGAUAUGGCAGAAGGUGAGUUCAUUUCACUAGUCUAUUCUUCAUCAAAAUGA
Rodentolepis nana is the source of this 516-nucleotide messenger RNA. The record is from the annotation of a GenBank genome assembly. NCBI's taxonomy places the organism in Eukaryota, Metazoa, Platyhelminthes, Cestoda, Cyclophyllidea, Hymenolepididae.